Messenger RNA from Dermatophagoides farinae (American house dust mite), 851 nucleotides. It is a transcript of the gene Ppcdc, whose product is annotated as phosphopantothenoylcysteine decarboxylase. Gene Ontology annotation, biological process: coenzyme A biosynthetic process. Gene Ontology annotation, molecular function: FMN binding; phosphopantothenoylcysteine decarboxylase activity. The record is from RefSeq and is a predicted model, not a curated record. Gene Ontology annotation, cellular component: phosphopantothenoylcysteine decarboxylase complex. NCBI's taxonomy places the organism in Eukaryota, Metazoa, Arthropoda, Arachnida, Sarcoptiformes, Pyroglyphidae.
CAAUCGUUUAAAUAUUGACAAGCAUCGAUAACGUCGUUCAUUACUCGGCAUUUGUUUUUUUUCUGGUGUCAGGAAAAAUUUUUUGAUAUUUAUCAAUCAUGACCAACAUUCUCAUCAUUGUAACUGGCUCGGUAGCGGCAAUUAAACUCCCGAUUCUAGUUAAAAAAUUACAAGAAAAAUGUUUGGCUAAUGGCCAUUUGUUUCAAAUUCGUAUAGUUUUGACUGAGCCAAGCUUACAUUUUUUUAAACUUGUUGAAGUUGAAAAUUUACUACCAGCUGGUUCUAUUUAUCGAGAUGCCGAUGAAUGGACAACAUGGACCAAAAUGGGUGACCCUGUACUUCAUAUUGAAUUAAGAAAUUGGGCCGAUAUCGGCGUGAUUGCUCCAUUGGACGCCAACACAAUGGGAAAAUUAUCUAACGGAAUCUGUGAUAAUCUCGCUUCUUGUGUAGUACGUGCUUGGGAUAUAAACAAAAAACUAUUAUAUGCACCGGCCAUGAACGCUCAUAUGUGGACUCAUCGAAUAACGGAAAAAUGUAUCAGAGUCUUAAACGAUUUAGGCUAUAUUCAAAUUGGACCGAUUUGUAAGAAACUAGCUUGUGGUGAUUUUGGAAUGGGAGCCAUGGCAGAAGUCGAUCAAAUUGUAGCAAAAAUUAUGGAAUUUGUCAGAUAAAAAUGAGUUUUAUUUAUACAUCAAUAAUUGGCCAGUCUUUGAAAAUGGAAAGAUUUUUUUGUGUUAAACUCCAAUCCUUUUGAUACUUUUCAGAAUUAAUGUUUUUUAUAUUAAAUUUGACCAUUAAUUGUUCAAGAUUUUGUCUUAAAUAAAAAUCACAAACUCUUGACGUACCCAAAA